AUGGCAUCCAACUUGCAACAAUCUCAUGCUACCGACAUGGCGGAUCACGAAUUGCCUUUUCCGGGAAUUUCUGCUGUGGUCAUGUCGGUACCACAAGCGGGCAAGUCUCUCUCAACGAACCUCUCAACAUUGUCGCUCUCCUCGCAAACUCGAAGCACUACGGGUGCUGCACCGAAAAAGCACCUAAGAAGCGACGAAGAUGCUCGCAAAUCACUUAGCGAAUUGUUCCCUACACCCAAGUAUUUCAGUGAGCCAGAAUAUUUCAAUGGUGAAGCGCUGCCCAGAAGCAGUUUCAUGAACAAGAAAUAUCACUCGAGCAACUUCGCAACCCUACCGCAACGUCGCCGACCAUCCGAAGCCAUCGACCCCAGCCAGGAGAACUUGAGCAGAACCGAUCUCAUCAAACUCGGACGGUCAGAGGCUCUUCGAAUAUUGCCUGAGGAGUAUGCGGCCAAGUACAUGCUGCGGCACGAAAACUUUACCAUUGGCGGUAAAGUUGUCAACAAAGGUGGCUAUUUGUUCACCGAGGCCGACUUCGAGGGUAUGCAAGCCGAGGCCAUGCAGCGCAAGGGCAUGCAACACAGCUCAAGCAAGCGACCUCUACGAGAUCUAGAUCUCAGGUUCUCUGCGAUUGAAGGCAUGACGCAUUUCGGCGCAUGUUUCGUCACCAAUGGCAUCAACUAUCCGCUUUCCAGCCGUGAGGAGAAGGAUGCUGUCUUACAAAUUUUCGAUCAGCAAGUCAGUCGAGACAAGAACGCUUUAUCAAAGGCGUUUGCAAUCAAACCUCAGAAUGGCAUCUCACCGACACAAGCUACUGAUCUUUUGAGGCAUAAAGUCCAACGCCUUUUGAGGGACCGUGUUCUAACCAUCUGCGACAAUACAGUCGUCCCCUGUACCGAGGAUGAUGAGCCACUGGUUGGUGAACAGAAUCGAUACACCAGACGAGCGCUGAAAGAAGUUUUCAGACUUCUGACUGACGAGAACGAUGGAUGGCUGGCAGACGAUCCGCUUGAGCAACAACUGGAUCCUUUCAGGUGGACGCGGAGCAUUGUUACCAUCGAAACGAAAGCGGGAUCUCGAGACAUGGUCACACUGGCUAUCAAGAGGAGGUCCCAAAUGCUGCCUACCAAGACCACGGAUAUUUUCGGCUUCGGUCUCACUUUCGCAGAGUCAUACUCAGAGCUCAGACGCGAGACCAAGGUCAGCGUCGCAUGCAAGGAGGCGAUUACCCAGCUGCGUGCAAAGAAAGCCUCGAAGGAUGCUGAUCCUGUGGUGGAUGCAGAGGACCAGAAAAUUGCCCCGAAAGUGCACACUUCUGAACCUGCACUUCAUACCGGGCAUGGUGGGCCACAGAAUGACGGACCAGAAAAGGCCUUAGAUCCAUCAUCAAAUCCUGCAAUCAGCAAAAUCGCAGAAAGCUACGGCCCCGAAAAGCGAAAACGACGAAGGCCAGCGGAGAACUCUGAGCAAUUUGAGCGAACUGCACAACAAGCACCACCAAGGAAGAACAAUGGCGCCCUUGUGCGCAUGAGAUCGGAAGCGCUUCCUCGGGCCGCCGCAUCUUCUGCUGAUGGCACCUCCUCCACCAGUAAUGCUCGUGCCGAUGGGUACGACUCUUCGCGGAGAUCCAACAAUGACAAUGCGGCACCUUCUAGGUUGGUCAUUCUGCGCUUCAGCACAAGCGCUGCGACCAAAUUCGAGGACAUUGUCGAUCGUCCAACAGCGAACAAACGACAGAGGCUACAGACUUACCCACAACAGGCAGCAAGCACUGAAGAGACUGCAGUCAACGAUACCUCGACAUCACAGCCUGCGAAUUCUGAAUCGAAGCCUCCGCAGAAUCAGCUCAAGCCACAGCCUGAGAAGGGGAAGGGCCGGAGGGCUAAACGAAAGUAG
This is a messenger RNA of Cercospora beticola, 1896 nucleotides long. RefSeq lists its product as uncharacterized. NCBI's taxonomy places the organism in Eukaryota, Fungi, Ascomycota, Dothideomycetes, Mycosphaerellales, Mycosphaerellaceae. The record is from RefSeq and is a predicted model, not a curated record.